Sporisorium graminicola is the source of this 2019-nucleotide messenger RNA. RefSeq lists its product as uncharacterized. The record is from RefSeq and is a predicted model, not a curated record. NCBI's taxonomy places the organism in Eukaryota, Fungi, Basidiomycota, Ustilaginomycetes, Ustilaginales, Ustilaginaceae. The transcript has a single exon. The coding region runs from base 1 to 2019 and encodes 672 amino acids.
AUGGUGCUCAUUUCGCCGGCUACAGCAUCGUCGCGGCGUGUCCUGUCAACUGGCCUGCGAUCAUCGCUACAGUUCCAACUCCGACCACCUUCGCUAGCUCUACGAACAAGAUCGCUGUCCACGACACAACUCCGCGCAUCAGAAUCACAACAGCAAUCUCGGCCCACUUCUUCGGAAGGCAAGACCGACAAGGACUCGAACGAUGGCUUUCGCAGCUUUUUCAACUCGACCGGCUGGGAGACCGCCAUGGGGGCGUCUUUCGGUGUGCUUUUGCUCGGCGGUGCUGCGAUGGUGUACCACUCCUGGUACAAGCGUCACGUCCUAAAGAAGAUGGAAGCGGCCUUUGACCCGGGCUACGAUCCCGUGCUUGCACUCGCCAAGAGCGGCGAUCAAUUGGCGCAUGUCCGCAUCGACCCGCCUCGACCCGAGGACGAGAUGAUCCGAAGCAUCGUCUCUGGCAAAGAAGCCGGUCGGUACUUCCUCGUCAUGGGAAGCAAAGGCUCGGGCAAGGCCACGUCCAUCAUCGAAGCUAUGGCGGCCAUCGAUGCAGACGGAUGCGCCUUCUUCGAUGCUCACCUCGACCCCACUAUCGUGGUGGACCGCUUCUCGGAGUCAAUCAACUUCAGCAACAACCGCGACUACCUCGGCAACCUGCUGGGUCUCUCGGAUUUGUCGGGCAUGUCGUACUACCAGCAACUCGAGAGGGCGCUGCACAAACUCGAACGCGCUCUCAUCACACGCAAGCAGAAGACGGGCAAGCCGGCAAUCAUCGUCAUGAACUCGGCGCACCUGCUCCCGCGCGAUGAAGAGGGCACCAAGCUGCUGCACAUCUUCCAGCAGCGUGCCGAGAAGUGGGCCUCGGCAGGCACGGCGACGUUUGUCUUCACUUCCGCCGACUACUGGGUGUACGACGUGCUGCGCAAAGCGUCGAACCGCAUGGACACGCUCUCAUUCCGCGACCUCACGCGCCGCCAGUCGAUCAACGUGCUUCGUGGGUGCCGCAAGCAGUACUGGGGCGAAAAGCCGUCGUCGCAGGACCCCCGCGUGCUUCAGGAAGUCUACGAGAUCUGCGGCGGCCGACUGGGACUGCUCAACAAGGUGGCGCGCCGCAAGGACAUGCUGCGUGCCGCGAGGCAGAUGGUAGAGGACGACAUGCAGUGGGUGCUCAGCAAGACAGGCAUCAUCGAGGAUCAUGAUGACGACGUGAUGGACGAGCAGAAGUGGUCGACGUGCAGCUGGCUGCUGUUCUGCGAGUUGUCGAAAAAGCAAAAGGAGCUCGAGGAUCUGCUGGAAGAAUGUGGGGGCAGAUUACCCGCUUUUGUGAAUGCGGACACGGUGGAAGACCCUCAGUAUAGUAGCUUGGCGGCACAGUUGCAUAAUGACGCCGGAUGGUACAAGGCCAAGGCGUCGCCUGUACCUGGUCUGACGCGGUUCACUACCGCUGCUCUGCGCAACGAUGGCGACGGCGAUGACAAGCAGAGUGGUAAAGCCACAACCGCUGGUGAUAACGGCAACGAUGACGACGAUGACGACGACGACGAAGAAGAAGAAGCAACCGCGCACCGUCGACUCACCGAGUCGCUCCUCACGGAUCCCAGCAUGGACCAAGAAGCCGACAUCCGCGGCGCCGACGUGCCCAACCCGCACCUCACCUGGGGCGAGGCACGCCAAGUCAUGACGCGCCCUGACUUCAUCAUGGAGCUCGACCAUCUCAAUCUGAUUCACAUCGACCGUCACCACCACAUCCGCGCCGACUCGAUGCCACUCUUACGAGCCAUGCGCCGCGUCGCGCAGUCCGAGGGGUACGCGGACAAGCUCGAGUCGGUCAUGGAUCGGGUGUCGGCGAUCGAGAGCCUGGGACGUACGCGUGAACUGCUGUGGAAGGAGCAGGGGGACGGUGGCAGGUUCUUGAUUAAGAAGGAUGGCAAGGGACGGGAGGUGGAGAGUUGGACGUUGUUGGGUGGGGAUGAGCGCUUGGGUCGUGAUGCGGGCGAUGGCGAUGACGACGGUGACCAGUAG